This is a messenger RNA of Knipowitschia caucasica, 201 nucleotides long. The record is from the annotation of a GenBank genome assembly. Lineage: Eukaryota; Metazoa; Chordata; Actinopteri; Gobiiformes; Gobiidae.
AUGACAGAGCACCGGAUAAGAAGAAUAGUGUGGAAAAUUACUUUCGCAAGAAAAAUACACCCCCAGGAGGCUGCCAUACUCACUGAGAGCGUCGUAUCGAUGAUUGUUAAAGACAUGAGGCUGAUUGCUGUGGUUGAGGGCGAGGGAUUCAAAGAAAUGCUGACCAUCUUUGAAUCAGGAAACUUCAGUGGAGAAACUUGA